AUGCCUAUGAAUGUUUGUGAUUUGAUGGAUCCUGAUGGAAACUGGGAUAUGAAAAUUAUCAGUAAAUAUAUCCACUUGUCUUUCCAUGAUGCUUUCAAUUCUGUAACCACUAACAUCAAUACGCAUGAUAGAAUUAGAUGGAAAUCUACCACUUCUGACAAUCUUAGUACUAAAUCGGUUUACAAUUUCCUGACUAAGUUGAAUUUUGAUAAGGAUGAAGCCAGAUUUUGGAAACAUUUAUGGAAUUUAAAUAUGCUACCUAAAGUUAAUAUGUUCUACUGGAAAGUUGUCUCCCGUCGUUUGGCUCUUGGGAGUAAUAUGUAUAAAUAUGUGAAAGAUUCUGAUCCUUAUUGUCUGUUGUGUGAUAAUCAGGACUUAGAAGAUGAAAUGCAUCUGUUUGUUCAUUGUAAUUUUUAUCUCAAUAACAUAUACUGUUUCAAUGGAAAUUCCGAUAGCAUGCAUUGGUUUAAAUCUUGGAUGAAUAAUAGGAAUCUAACUAGCAAGCAUAAUCUGAUUUCAUUCAUAAUUUGGUCCAUUUGGAAGUUUAGAAAUAGUGCCCAUUUUGAUAAUAAAGUGCCUAAUAUUCAUAAGCUAAUUGACAGCAUAAGAACAUCCUACCCGAAAUUCAAUUCUAGUAGAGAUAGUAAAGCCAGUCAGAUUCAGGAUAAAGCUAGGAUGCUUACUAGAAAUAAUCAUAUGCACAGAAAGGAAGAUUAUGAUUGGUUUAUUAUGUUUGAUGCCUCCUUUAUUGAAGAUGAUUACACAAUGGGAUAUGCUAUCUCAAUCAUGGAUAAUGCAGGAGUUAGGAAGCAAUGUCGUGCAGGGUGCGGCUGGGCUUCCUGCCCCUUAGAAGCUGAAGCAAAAGCUGGAAUUGAGGCCAUCAGAUGGAUGAAGGAAUUAAAGCUCCAAAAUUGCUGCAUGAUUAAUGACUGCCAAAUUUUAAUGAAGAUUCUGAAAGGAGAAGAAGAUUCUGAAGCCCAACCCUGGAGGUCUCAAAAUAGCAUCUGUCGAUGCAAAUUUCUCUUGUAA
Papaver somniferum (opium poppy) is the source of this 1029-nucleotide messenger RNA. RefSeq lists its product as uncharacterized. The record is from RefSeq and is a predicted model, not a curated record. NCBI's taxonomy places the organism in Eukaryota, Viridiplantae, Streptophyta, Magnoliopsida, Ranunculales, Papaveraceae. The coding region runs from base 1 to 1029 and encodes 342 amino acids. Gene Ontology annotation, molecular function: nucleic acid binding. The transcript has a single exon.